Messenger RNA from Zeugodacus cucurbitae (melon fly), 2165 nucleotides. RefSeq lists its product as uncharacterized. The record is from RefSeq and is a predicted model, not a curated record. The coding region runs from base 1082 to 1561 and encodes 159 amino acids. The transcript has 3 exons. NCBI's taxonomy places the organism in Eukaryota, Metazoa, Arthropoda, Insecta, Diptera, Tephritidae.
AUUAGAGAGAGUUAUAUCUGACUAAAUUCGUAAACCCGUUCACUAUACAUCUUAUCCAUCUCCAAUUCACACUUUUCACUUGAUUUCACUUACUCGUUACGCCUGACUUUUUUUACAACCACAAAUGCCUGUGGAUGGCCCAAAUUUCUAAAUUUCUAAAUCUACAUUUUUUUGUAUGUUAUAAAAGGAAAUCAACUAUAACGGCAUAUCAGCACGUUUUCAUGAGACAUUUUUUUACAAAUACACAAUUACAACAAACACAAAGGGAAUUAUAUGCUCGCUCAAGAUCAAGAUUAUUUGUUUUUCGAUAUGAUAUAGUAUACAUAUAUACAGCCAAGAUAUACCAUAAGCGAAGAUAGCAAGAGAUUUCUUCUUAAUUUGAACAAUGAUAACUGGCGAAAAACUACCAAAGGUUAUUGCAGUAUGGAACCCAGUUGUAAAAAUGGUAUAUCUAAAUUAUUUUAAAACUGUUAAAUGAAUUCAAUUCAUAAGGUUGUUUUUGACACAUAACCUCAAAAAUAAUUUUUGUGUUUUAACAAAUCAAAUGCCACGAAAUCAAUACAAUAUUUUAUAAACAUGUAAUUAAUUUUUUAGCAUUAAAUUAUCUUAACGGUUUCAUUUGCUUUUCAUGAACUUAGUUAAUUAACUUAAUUAUUAAAAUUAACUAAUUAUUUGAUUCAACGCACAAAUUGACGCAUGUCUUUAUUGCUAAAUUACUUUGACUACUGAUUAAUGCUUUAUAAUUAUAGAGAGCAAAUUACCAAAUAAUUAAUUAAUCUAUAUGUCUCUAUGAAAGCAAUUUAAAUCCUGUUUAAAAUAUUUCUAUGUGUAAAACAAGUCUUUGAAAAUAACUACUCAAAUACCAACCAGAGCUGUACCAAAAUAAAGUGGUUUGGGAACAGUUACUACUUAUGAUUUAUACCAAUACAUAUGUAUCUAACACCCAUAAACAUAAAAAAAUGUUGAUAUAAAUCUUAGCGAUUUGCGAAACUUUAUAAAAAGCGUAGAGACAGCAGUUCUCAAAGAAUAGUCGCGCUGUGUUUAUCUGCGGAAGAUAUCGCCAACUAAAUUCGUCAAAAACAUGCAAAUGAAACGCGAAGUACUGCAAGCGCUUUUCAUCCUUUCAGCAAGUGUUUGGUAUGUGAGCGGUCAAGGCUGUAAUGUUUGUCAGCGCAAUAGUGCAGCGUGUAUUAAUGAAACAUCAUUUUAUCUGUGUUAUGGAGGUAGUGUUCCCAUAAAGGAUCAGAUAUUCCAUUGCUCCGAUGGACUUAUCUGCUCGGAUAUGCCAAAUAUCUGCUUCCAGAGCAAUGGUGCCCCCGUCAGCUGUGGUGACACGUCUAGUUGUGGCUUGUGUAAUGAAAAUCAAGUAUUCGCCUGCACGAGCCGCAAUACCUUUGCAUUUUGUUUUGGCGCAACAAAGCCCAGUGAUGUGACUGGUCGUUGUCCGACAGGGCGAUUGUGUGAUGCAUCAACACAGAAUAUAUGCGUUACAGAAGUGAAGAGCACGUCUAUUAUAUGCAACUUGGAUAAUCCGGUAGCAACCGAUGAAACAACGUUUUAAGGCUAUUAUUCGGUCAAAGAACAAAUUCGUACAAACUAAUUAUUACUAUGAAAACAAUAUCCUUGUUAGAAAUUUAAAAUAAAAACUAAAUAAAAUUGUUGUUUUUUAUAUAUAAAUUGUUUAGUCAACAAUUAAAUAUCCUCUUCAUCAUCCAUAGAAUUCGUUGUGUCCGCAAGCCAUACUCUUACUUCACCCAAGGCGGGUAAGCGGAAACGCCACUCAUCGUUUAUAUAUUUAUAUACGUCAUCACCAAGUUGCAAUAAGUCCAUAGCCACCCGUUUCUCGUCGGGUUUCCAAUUGCGUUCCGCGCUACCGAACAUUUCCAUGCGUAAUAAUGCCAGCAUAGAAGAUGAUAUAUACUUUUUAAUACCGUUAAAUAGUUGUGCUUUUGACGGAGUAUUGAGCAUAUUACUGGCUCCCGCUGCAGCGUGCCGUCGACUGGCAAUGGCAAUCUCUUUGCUAACCGACGAUGAUGAUGCCUGACUAGUUGUAACAUCUUCCUUUUGUUUAAAUUGCUUUUGUUUCUCGUAUUCCACACAUUUUUCACUUAAUAGAGUUUUCUCUUGUUGCAAGCGUUGGUUUUCUUUUGAAGUAUUUUUAUUAA